UGUUGCUGUUUACGUAGAAGCUGUAAUUGCUAUGGCUCUCAGUAUUCAUGUCAAUGCAUGAAGGAAAAGGCAAGGGAAAAUCAUAAGUUUUACAGCUUAGUGGAUGGAGAAAGCCUAAAAAUGCUGGAAGGUAUAUCUGCAUCGACUCAAAAUUUGGAGUACAUAAAAACGGAUGACUCUGUGUUGUUGAAGUCACAUCGGGUGGGACGUCAGGAUAGUGAUUUGCAAAGCUCAGGGCAUACAAAUUCAACCAGGGAUAAACUAUAUAAGCAGAUGAACGAUCGAAGCGAUAGCAACAAUAAGCUGAUAGGAUCAACAGAGCAAUCGUUAAAAAAUGAGAUAUUAGAAACAUCCACAAAAGCAUCAGUGAUUCAAGACAUAUUUAAUCGAAAAGACUUCAAGACUUUAGCACAGAUUAGAUUAAAGGCAGGAUUAGAAAAAAAUAAGAAUCAUCCAAUUAGAUCAGAUAAUUUAGUACCAUUAAAGUUAACGUCAAAGAAAGAACCAAUUCAAAGGAAUUCAAUUUCCGAAGUAUGGAAUACAGAUAAAAAGGACUUUUUAAGUAAAAUUACGUCAUGCUCUUGCAGCCACAUUUUCCGAUCCAGUGUGAAUGGAAAAAAGGUUCUGCCAAAGAAAAUCCAAACUGAUAUGAAGACACAAUGUUCAAGGACAGAAAAGCCGGUGCGAAAGAUUAGACGGAAGCGCAACGUGAAAAAUCCAUACCCAAUGAGAGUUGCUGUGCCUGAGUGCAAACAAAACAAUGAUAUUUGGUUUGAGUGUAAUUUUCCCAUAAGAGUUAGCAUACCCCCCUCAAUAUGUGUGCGUAAUCCUUGGGGUAUCGUGCACAUGAAUAUGCAACGAGACGCACUCAAAUUAAAGACCUUGUUACCUCCCACCAGCAACAAUGCCGUGGUUCAGACAGGUUUUCCCCCAAUUCCAGUAAAGAUAAGAGCUGCAUUACCAUCUGCAUCCGCAAGAAAAUGGGGCAUCACUGUGCGACCCUUGGGCUACGGACCCCGGACGAAGGUAGUUCAUAAGUCAAAGUCUAAAACUAAAUCAAACACUCGCUCUGAACUAAUCGGGAUACCAAGGCAAAGCAUUUCACAUAGGAACGAGGAGUGCCAGAGAGGUGAGCUGCAGAGUUCAAAAGGUGGUAAUGCAGUUGAUGGAGGAGCACAAAUAAAAUUAGGGUCUGAUUAUUGUAAAAGUUACCCAUAUGAGCCAAAAGAUAGGUCCACCAAUAUUAAAUCAAAGCGAGAGUACGAAACGCCAAAUGCUAACUCAGAAUUUAUACCUAGAGAGCCCAGGCAGGCCAAAAUUGCCGCGGAAGCCAAAAAAUCGCAUGGUUUUAAUGAUCUGUUAGAUUACAUUCGAUUACCAGUAAAUGUUAAAAAUGGGCACCAAAUCUCUCGGCCACUUCGGAAACCACUUCAAUCUAAAGACCAAGAAUCUGUAGAUAUGGCUCAAAAGCAUAAAAUAAUUAAUAUUGUUAAUGGUUUGCAACUCAACCCAAAUUCAAAUAUGAAGAACUUUUGUCUCAAGAAGCCGAUAGGUGAGUCCCAAAAUCCAGAAUUACCCGUACCACAUCAAAAGAACAGCCACCACAGUGGAAGAAUGGACACCAUAUGUCAACCAGAGAGUAAUCGAUGGUUCAAGAAGCAAGUAUUACCAAAAGACAGAGCAGAGCUCGGUUCGGUACCUACUAGUAAAACAAUAGACGUAGAUAAUUCUCCUAUUAGCUUCAAUGACCGACAUAAAGUGAAAUCAAGUCAAUCGAAAUUGCCGCAAAUGAAAAACGUUAACUCAAAACGCUCGGAAUUCCAGAAAACCUACAACGCCCAAUCCAAAAGACCGUUAAUGACUGAACCUGAAUCUUCCCUAAAGGCCAGUGCCUAUCCGAAUCCUUGGGCGUCCUCUCGAUCUAACUCGCAAAGAGAAAAAAAAGAGAAAACUGUUUUGAAGUUGCGAAAACCCACUGCGAGUUCAAAUCCUAAAUCUGGCUAUUCUCACAAUAAUGAGACGCCAAGGAUUAUAUUACAUCAAAAUCGUACUAAUAUUCAUUCUUGCAUUCAUCCAAAUCAAUCUGAUAAUCCUUAUAAUAAUCGUGAUAUAGUUGAACCGAACUCCAAAUUUGAAUUCCAUAAAUUACAUGAGUGCAAUACUAGCCCAAGUAUUUCGUUUUCGCAGCAAGUGAAAGUGCUACAAGAGCAAAAGCAAAAGUAUCUGCAAAAACUCCGAGAGUUACCACAGUCAGAGUUGAAACCACAGCUAUAUGCACAGAGCGAAAAAAAUGAAAAAUAUGCAAAAUUGCUUAAGAGUUUACAACAAGAUCAACAACAGCAACGAGUACAAAAGGUUUUGAAACAGCAAAAACAAUCAUUUGAUUAUCCAAAUGAACAGAAAGAGCAAUCACUGAGGCAGCACCAAGAACUCAAUGAAGAGAAUACAAAGCCUAGAAAAAUUACAAGAGAUUUCUAUAUGAAAACCUUAGACAAGUAUAGCAUACAAUAUAUGCCUAUCGGUUGGCUGAAUUUUGGGCCAAGCAAGAUUCCAAAUUACAAUAAAAGGAACCAACAAAAGUAGCAUUCUUAUUAAAUAAUUAAAGCAAUUCAAUUUUCGGAUCUGCUUGUGGUUUUAUUGUGGCAAGUUAUUUGGAUAUUCUGGCUGCUUGUGCUUGGUCAGAAAUG
Molecule: messenger RNA, 2687 nt
Organism: Drosophila grimshawi
Lineage: Eukaryota; Metazoa; Arthropoda; Insecta; Diptera; Drosophilidae
Exons: 4
Coding region: 58-2583 (841 amino acids)
Source: RefSeq, a predicted model, not a curated record